Motacilla alba alba is the source of this 1273-nucleotide messenger RNA. RefSeq names its product endonuclease domain-containing 1 protein-like. Gene Ontology annotation, molecular function: hydrolase activity; metal ion binding; nucleic acid binding. The transcript has 3 exons. NCBI's taxonomy places the organism in Eukaryota, Metazoa, Chordata, Aves, Passeriformes, Motacillidae. The record is from RefSeq and is a predicted model, not a curated record. The coding region runs from base 440 to 1273 and encodes 277 amino acids.
GGAGGUGCUGAGCUCCAAGGAGCAAUCAGAGCUUAUACAUGUACUGAACUUUGCAGGACUUUGGUAUUUUCUGUCAAUCAGGAGGGCAAGGACAGAUGGAAUGAUUUGGGAAAGAAACUCAAGCCAGCUCACGUGAAAUUUAUCAACAACUGUUCAAUAAAUAGGAAAGGGGAGAUUAUUGAGUAGUAAAACUGCACCCAUGACCUUGCAAAAAUCCUCUGAACAAACACAGGUGUGGUCUAAAUUCCCGGGAAAAUUUACUCGAAAGGCUUCUUGGGAAAUCCAACAUCUGUCUCUCCCUGGAGAGCAUAUAAACCCCGACAGUCUGAGACUGCAGCAGAGGCAUUGGAGACUCCUCUGCCACUUUGGGGCUGCGAGCAGAAUCCUGUGCCACUCCUUCUCACGGGGAGCAAGAGCCCUUCACUGAAAUCCUCCCACCAUGCUGGGGCUGCUGCUGCUGCAGGUGUUGGCCAGCUGCCUCUGGCUGGGACACAGCGAGGUGGUGAAGUCCUUUGCAACUUGUCCUCAGUUCUUCUAUGCGGGGACCCCACCCAAUGAUGUCCUGAAGCCAAAUAACCCAGCCUGGAUCUGUCAGCGCUUCAGGAACUUGCAUCGCUAUGCCACCCUGUACGACAGAGACAGGAGAAUUCCAGUGUACUCUGCUUACAAAUACAAGCCUGGAUCUGGGAAGACAACAGAUAUGCCAUGGUUUGUUGAGCCCCAGCUCAUAGGUAAAAAUAAUCUUAAAGAAAUGGAAAGAGAGUCAGUCCUCAUGGAUCAACACAAGUUCACUUCAGAUCAAAUCAAAGAGAGCCAGGCUGUUCCUGCCGACUACAAAGGACUGAAGGGCUUGGACCUUGGCCAUUUGAAUCCCACUGGCCAUCAAGAUGGUGUGGAAAACAAGACAGCUACCUUCAGCCUCACCAACAUAGUGCCCCAGGACAAGAGUCUCAAAAAGGGACAGUGGUCAGUGUACGAGUCUAAAACUAUGUCCAAAAUAAGCCAGGGCUGUAACACCACCUACGUGAUCACGGGUGCUGUGCCUGGGAACAUUAACAUUGCCGAAGGGAGGAUUAACAGACCUAGCCAUAUCUGGUCAGCUACCUGCUGUCUGGUGGGUAAAAAGACCAUGAAGGCUUGGGGGGCUAUUGCUGAGAACAGCAAGAACAAGGUAGAGAACCUCAGCCUGGGGGAGCUGGAGGAGAGGUUGACCAAGCUCUACGGGGGGAAGAAAAAAGUUAGUCUGUUCAACAAAGCAUGUCCCAGGCAAUAA